GUUCUGUGCCGGCUCAUCAACAGCCUCCACCCUCGGGAUCGGCCGCCGGUGCCCAAAAUCCAGGGAUCCUCCAUGGCCUUCAAACAGAUGGAGCAAAUAUCCCAAUUCCUGCAGGCGGCCGAGCGCUACGGGAUCGCCCCCACGGAUAUAUUCCAGACUGUGGAUCUAUGGGAAGGGAAGAACCUGGCGUGUGUGCAGCGCACCCUGAUGAACCUGGGCAGCCUGGCAGCCGCCAAGGGCGACGGGCUCUUCCGAGGAGACCCCAACUGGUUCCCCAAGUAG
Messenger RNA from Neopelma chrysocephalum (saffron-crested tyrant-manakin), 282 nucleotides. Its product is annotated as transgelin-2-like. Gene Ontology annotation, molecular function: protein binding. The annotation marks the transcript as partial. The transcript is spliced from 2 exons. Lineage: Eukaryota; Metazoa; Chordata; Aves; Passeriformes; Pipridae. The record is from RefSeq and is a predicted model, not a curated record.